Messenger RNA from Indicator indicator, 1725 nucleotides. It is a transcript of the gene SLC2A8, whose product is annotated as solute carrier family 2 member 8. Gene Ontology annotation, biological process: transmembrane transport. The record is from RefSeq and is a predicted model, not a curated record. Gene Ontology annotation, molecular function: transmembrane transporter activity. The transcript is spliced from 10 exons. Gene Ontology annotation, cellular component: membrane. NCBI's taxonomy places the organism in Eukaryota, Metazoa, Chordata, Aves, Piciformes, Indicatoridae. The coding region runs from base 1 to 1452 and encodes 483 amino acids.
AUGGCUGCAGAGGAGUCUCGCCCCUUGCUGGGUUACCCCGCGUCGGACUCCUACCCGAGAGUGCAGAACAAGAAGUUGUACCUGGCCACGUUCGCCGCUGUCUUGGGACCGCUUAGCUUUGGCUUCGUGCUGGGCUAUAGCUCACCUGUUAUUCCAGAGCUGAGGAAACUCAACGAUCCUAAAUUAAGAUUGGACAGCAGUCAAGCCUCAUGGUUUGGGUCAGUGGUAACACUAGGAGCUGCUGCUGGAGGAAUACUGGGAGGCUAUCUUGUGGAUAAAGUUGGGAGGAAGCUGAGCCUAAUGCUGUGCUCAGUACCCUAUGUUUUUGGGUAUCUGGUUAUUAUCUCUGCUCAGAAUAUUUGGAUGCUCUAUUUUGGACGAAUGCUGUCAGGCUUAGCCAGUGGCAUCACUUCACUCGUUGUUCCAGUGUAUAUAUCUGAAGUAUCUCAUCCUAAAGUCCGUGGUAUGCUUGGCUCUUGUGUUCAGCUGAUGGUGGUGACUGGCAUACUGGGAGCUUACGUUGCAGGAAUAGCACUGAGAUGGCACUGGCUGGCAGUGUUGGGUUCUCUGCCACCCUGCAUGAUGCUGCUGUUGAUGUCCUUCAUGCCCGAGACACCCAGGUUCCUGCUGAGCCGCAACGAGCGCUCCAAGGCCGUGGCUGCUUUGUGCUUCCUGCGGGGACCACAGGCAGACCACGAGUGGGAAUGUCAGCAGAUCGAAGCUGGUGUUCAGGAAGAGGAACUGAAACUCUCUGAAUUUAAGAACCCCUCAAUCUACAGGCCACUUCUUAUUGGUGUGGCUUUGAUGUUCUUCCAGCAAGUAACAGGCAUAAAUGCCAUUAUGUUUUAUGCAGAAACUAUCUUUGAGGAUGCAAACUUCAAGGACAGCAGACUGGCUUCUGUUGUUGUGGGGUCCAUACAAGUGUGUUUCACUGCUGUGGCUGCAUUUAUCAUAGAUAAAACUGGACGAAAAGUGCUGCUUUACCUAUCUGGGAUAAUCAUGGCUCUCAGUACUGCAUUGUUUGGGCUUUACUUUAAAGUGGUCCUUCCAAAUCAAAACAACAACUCCUCAAAUCCUGAUGUGUGGUUCACUCUAAAUUCAGCAUCCCCAGGAACAGAAAACAGCAUGUCCUGGCUUGCAGUGGUGAGCCUAGGGCUCUUUGUUGCUGGCUUUGCCCUUGGCUGGGGCCCUAUUCCAUGGCUGGUGAUAUCAGAAAUCUUCCCCCUUAAAGCUCGAGGCAUUUCGAGUGCUGCCUGUGUGCUGACCAACUGGAUCAUGGCCUUCUUGGUUACCAAAGAGUUUCAGGAUCUCCUAGCUUUCUUAACAUCGUAUGGAACGUUCUGGCUCUUCUCUGCCUUCUGCUGCCUCAAUGUAACUUUUACAGCCUUUUAUGUUCCUGAAACAAAAGGACAGACCCUGGAACAAAUUGAGACCUACUUCAGAAGAUCUUAAAGCCUACAGCUUUUUAUACUGGUGGGAAACCUUCAUAUCAUGACUUACGGUGCUGUGGUUGAAACUGCCUGCAUCACUUGGUGGAGGUCUGUUACAAACUUGCUACCAAAUAAUUUUAAUGAAUUUUGUAAAAUCUGAACUCUGUUUUUUUAAAAUAUCUGUGGGGAAUCUGCACACACUUCUGCAUGCUCCCUGUGGUAAAUCUCCCUUGUGCAAGUCUUGAGCAUAAUCUUUUUUGAAUUGUGUUCUUUUUACCUGGUGCAGACUGACAAU